AUGCUAAGGUUACGAUGCGCUUGCGAAUACAGAUACAACAGGUCACAAACCUGCUGUCAGUGUUUGACCGGCUUCUCGGCUAGUGUACUCGAGGUUCAUCAGCCACGUUCCAACGUUGCACUGUUCCACCAUCCCAGAACUCGGCAACUCAAUUGCUCGACAAGCCAUCGACCUUCCCCCCUCAGCUCAACCUCCCAAACGAUAUUCAAAGGGAUUCUUCUCUUGUUACACGGUGCCCAGACUUUCCUCGUGAAGCAUUGGGGGUGGGGUAUACGAACAGAACUGCAAUUGACCACAUCCAAGUCGGACGCGCAGAAUUCGGACCACGAAAACCUUGUACACGCUUUGGGCACUUUCGUCGCUCCUUGA
Molecule: messenger RNA, 369 nt
Organism: Colletotrichum orchidophilum
Lineage: Eukaryota; Fungi; Ascomycota; Sordariomycetes; Glomerellales; Glomerellaceae
Exons: 1
Coding region: 1-369 (122 amino acids)
Source: RefSeq, a predicted model, not a curated record